UAUCUCUUGACGCUUAGUAGAAAAUAUACUCAACGAUCUAUGAACUGCCCAUUGUGCUGUUUUGCUUAUACAUCGCCUUUGUUCCUUAUGAAGUUUGGUGAAGCGUUCUCGAACAGGACGUUUUCACCUUUAGUCCAAACAUUGUACGACUAUGACCUUUCCCUAUCUUUAAGUAGAAGGACUCUCUUCCGUCGCAAUACAAAUUGAAUUUGACAUUAUAAUCACCGCCAUAACUCAAGCACAUCUACUAACAGAAGGCGAGCGGUUGGCUCCUGCCCUCAUAGCUCCUACUUACCACAUCCUCGUAGAAUCCAGCUUACCCACCAAGGUAUGCGCAAUGGACAGUGACCAAGGGCAGCCCCCACGUCGAAAGCAUCGCUCCCCAAGAGUUGCAAUCUCUGACUGGGUUGACGAUCUUGUCACGAUCCCAUCCCUGUGGGGCGUAGAACUGCAACGAAUCUGGGAAGAACAUGCAAAAAGAAUUCAAGAUGACGCCAAGCAAAUGGGAGGGCGAGUGCCUGGUCAGAAAGAAGCGUAUGCUAUGGCUCAUCUGAUCACGCUUGCACACAGCAUCAUUGAUGUCUGUGUCUCAAAAGAGGUGUUUCAAGUCCAAUAUGAGAAGAACUUUGACAUUGUUUCUAAACAAACAACUACAGGCGUCGAAGCUUCGCUCUAUGUAAAGGGGGAAGAACAUGCUGUCGCACAAGGUACCGGAGAACACCAUUUCGAGGCCUUGUGGGCACUUCGAGAGGAGGUGGGAAUCAAAGAGUCAAUCCGACGCAUAGGAAUCUAGAGAAAAGGCGAGCAAGAAACCCUCCAGGACACAAGAAAGAGGGAAAGAUGCGGAAACACAAAGAGAAUACAAACAAGGUUGGGGG
This is a messenger RNA of Dothidotthia symphoricarpi CBS 119687, 878 nucleotides long. RefSeq lists its product as uncharacterized. Lineage: Eukaryota; Fungi; Ascomycota; Dothideomycetes; Pleosporales; Dothidotthiaceae. The transcript is spliced from 2 exons. The record is from RefSeq and is a predicted model, not a curated record. Bases 338 to 793 code for a protein of 151 amino acids.